Rhincodon typus (whale shark) is the source of this 1102-nucleotide messenger RNA. RefSeq names its product small RNA binding exonuclease protection factor La (gene ssb). Bases 123 to 674 code for a protein of 183 amino acids. The transcript is spliced from 6 exons. Gene Ontology annotation, molecular function: RNA binding. Lineage: Eukaryota; Metazoa; Chordata; Chondrichthyes; Orectolobiformes; Rhincodontidae. The record is from RefSeq and is a predicted model, not a curated record.
ACUUGUGUUCGGUUUCUUCUUGAAGAGAAUCUUAUUUUGUAAAGAAAGCUGAAGAAAGGAAGCAACGUAAAACAGCAAAAAACAAUGAGAAAGGCCAUGCAGGUGAUCCUGCUGUGUCUGAGAUGAAAUCCUUCAAGGAAAAAACUGGGUGCUUGCUGAAGUUUGCUGGUGACCUUGCUGAUCAGACAUGCAGAGAAGAUAUUCAUGAAAUUUUCUCCAAUCAUGGUGAAAUACAGUGGAUAGAUUUUAUAAGGGGUGCUAAAGAGGGGAAUAUCCUUUUUAAAACCAAUGCAAAGGAAGCAUUUGAAAAGGCAAAAGAAGCCCAUGGAGGAAAACUGCAAUUGAGAGAUAAAGAUGUCACUUGGGAAACGGUAGAUGGUGAAGAGGAGAAAACAAUUUUGAAGAAGAUAUUAGAAGAUCAGCAGAAGUCAUCGAACAAGCAAAGGACCAAAGCUCGAAGAGGUGGUAAGAGAAGUUCGGGUCGACGAAGGGUGCAGUUCCAAGGCAAGAAAACAACAUUUGAGAGUGAAGAUGAAGAUGGUGAUGAGGGAGUGGAACAAACGAAAGAAAUUACUGUCACCAGUCCAAAGAAGAGAACCCUUGAAGAAACUGUAACUGUAGAUGAGCCUGCAGCAAAACAACUGAAAACAGAAGAUCAAGUUGAUGAUCAGUAGGAUUCAAUUUGACCUGUAAACCAAACGAAAUUACCACAUGGCCUGAUCCAAGGUGUUUUAACUAUAUUUAAUUUUGGCCUCUGCAUUGCCUCCAUUGAAUAUCUUCCAGAGGGAUGGAAUUUAUUUAAACGAAAACCGUAUGAAGUCCACUUCAAUGUCAAUCUAGAAUGUAAAAAAAAAUAAACUGUAUAUUUGAAGAUGCCUUAUAAGCAUGCAGUUAAGAUUUAUGUAGGUGUUUUUUAAGAAAACAUUUUACUUUUGCUAAAAGAUUGGUUUACUUUAUUGGCUGUUUAUUCAUUUCCUUGCAGAGAUUAUGUACACAAAAUUGAUACUAAUACCUUGGAAGUUUGACAGUUUUAGUCUUAAUAUUGUACUAAUGUAAAUAGUCUGCAAAUUAUUGAAUAAAACAUCAUUUUGAAUUACAUAAA